Mangifera indica (mango) is the source of this 1427-nucleotide messenger RNA. RefSeq lists its product as uncharacterized. Bases 358 to 1209 code for a protein of 283 amino acids. The record is from RefSeq and is a predicted model, not a curated record. The transcript is spliced from 2 exons. NCBI's taxonomy places the organism in Eukaryota, Viridiplantae, Streptophyta, Magnoliopsida, Sapindales, Anacardiaceae.
UUUGUAUGACACAUAUUACAAAUAAAAUAUACUUUUUUAGAAAAAUGAUAACAUGAAAAUUUAGAAUUGUUUUAUGUUAUCUUUAAGAAAAUGACGUGGUAGUCAAAUUUUUUUAUCUAAUAAAAAAUAUUUUCCCCCUAAAAUUUAUAACAGCCGUUCAUGUUUCCACUAUUAUUACCACGGGACAAUAAACAGUAGCAAACAUAUUUUGUAAUAUCGGUUUUACAUUCGUGGUACCAAUUUGCACAUAAAGUUGAAUUCUGAAUUUCUCUUUAUUUAUUAUGCUGAAUAUUCAUUGAGCGAAAAUAUAAAUUUGUCAGGUUUUGCAGGGCAAGUACAAUUUUCUUUUCUUUCUAAAUGGAAUCAGCAGCAGUAACCAGCAGGAUGAAUUCCAGGUGCCCGCCCUUGCAUACCUGUGGAGUUGUAAUCUCAUUAAUUCUUCACAGAAUCUAUGCAAGAUUACAGGAUUUAAACGGGCCAUUCGGUUCAAUAAUCAGAAAAUUAUCAAGAUCAGUCCAAAUGGCUAAUCCAUUUAUGCAUGCCCUGGAAUGUAAAUGGUUAGCAAUCCUGUACUUUUCUGAUUAUUUGGUUUUAGCUUUUAUGAGCAUGGUGGAGACUCUUUUCCCUCCUUCAAAACAUGUCUUCAACAAGAUUGACAGCCUCAUUCAAACUGCAGAAAUGCUGCCUGGAAAGUUUGAUGAUGCUAUGAACAAACUUCCUGACCAAAUUCCAAUUGUAGAUUGGGUUCUGAUUCAGAUCAUCUCAUGGCUGAAUUUUGGGAUUUCUAUUUUGAAACAUUGGGGGUUUGAUGAUGCAAAGGAAAAGGAGAUUGUAAUGGAUGUUUCUGACAGCAAUGAAUUGCCAUCAGCUGAUCAGAAACAUCAAUCACAAGAAGCUGAAAACGCCACAGGUUUUAUGAAUAUUAAGAAACAUGACAUGAAGGGCACCUACAAGGAAGUUCUAGAGAAGGGAACCAAAGAAAAUGGUGAGAAAGAGAAGGAAAAUAACGAUGGUGGCACAAUGAAAGAGACUCAGAAACAUGUGAUUGGGGAUGAAGAAAAUGGAUAUGUAAAAGUAAGUAAAAGCGAGGAAAACAUAACUACAACAAAUGAUCCUAUUCUAGAACUGUUCGAGUCCGGAUGGCAUGCCAACACACCAACAGAAGGUAAAGAAAAUCUGCUGGCAAGUUCAUUUUCGUUCAUAGGCUGAGAUGAACAGAUGGUUUUGAUUGCCACUGCUUCAAGAUUUUGAACGUUCAAUGUCAGAAUCAGUGUGCAUUUGGUGGCCUUUACUGUUUUACCGGGCAGUUAGUUUAAUUGUAAUAUAUGUUACAGAACUUGUACAUGGAGUUGAAGAGAAUCCAAUACUGGUUUUGCUUUGUAUAUAUGUGUAUUUAUAUAUAUGUGAACAUAUCCCACAUUUUACCA